This is a messenger RNA of Anastrepha obliqua, 843 nucleotides long. RefSeq names its product lipopolysaccharide-induced tumor necrosis factor-alpha factor homolog. Gene Ontology annotation, molecular function: zinc ion binding. The record is from RefSeq and is a predicted model, not a curated record. Lineage: Eukaryota; Metazoa; Arthropoda; Insecta; Diptera; Tephritidae. The transcript is spliced from 2 exons. Bases 218 to 604 code for a protein of 128 amino acids.
GUCUAACAACGAAUAUAUUCAUAACGAUCACGGUAGGCGCAGAGCUUUCCCGCUAAUUAACUUUUUGCACUAUUUACAUACAUACAUACAAGUCAAGUGUUUAAACAAGUGCUGUGUAAAUUAAAUUAAUUUGAAGAAACGAAUUGCUUUGUGUUCUUCAUUUGCUGGCAUUUUUCGUUUUUUUUAACGCUAAAGUUUUUUUUUUCUGCCGAUCAAAAUGUCUUACGAUAAUAAGGGUAAUCCACCACCUUACUCCGCUCCCCCACCAGGAUUUCAACCGGCCGCAUACUAUCAACCGCCGCCACCACAACCGAUGCCACCACCACCACAACCACAAACAUCCACGGUGAUCAUUACGACCUCAAGGCCGACCGUGAUGCCGCUGAGUGAGGAUCCAACGCGCACCACUUGUCCCUCAUGCCACGCAGAUAUUCUGACGACCGUGAAAUAUCAGCCGAAUAGCUGCACUCACAUUUGGGCUUUGGUAUUGUGCUUAUUCAUUUGCUGGCCUUGCGUUUGUGUGCCCUAUUGCAUGAACUCCUGCCAGAAUGCAAAUCACUAUUGUCCAAACUGUAAUGCAUUCAUUGGCAGCUAUAGAAACUAAUUUCAAUAAAUCAAAAUAAAAAGUGAAGAUAAAGUCAAACACACACAUACAUACCUUAUUUACAACAACCAAAGUGGCAAGUCAAAGACGAAAGGAUACAAAAGUGUUUGGAUACAGCUAAAUGAAGCAUAAAAUGGUUGGAUUGGAGCCGAAAUUUUAAAUACUGGACAAUUAUAAGGACGAAUCAUCGAAAAGCAGAUAUUCACACACUUAUAUAUUGAAAAAUACUUUUUGUUAUA